UAUUUUUCUUUCCAGACGCCAGAGUUGAUCGCAAAAACAAAACCUGACGGGCUGCAGGCCAACACUUCUGCGUAUAUUCUCGUCUAAAGCGGAGAAACGCAAAGCCUGAAACUAAAGAGAAUUUCUUUCUCUCGUUUUUUUAUACUUCUGUUGAUGGAACAAAAGGGAAGGGCUUUGGAAAAAAAAAAGAACCUUUGGAAAUGAAGUUUUGCGUCAGUGAGUGCGCACUUUACGCACAGAGCGCACUGUGAAACUUUGACAUGUUGAAUAAUCUCGGCUGUAUUUCCUUUGUUGUUGUCGGCUCUUUGGGGCUUGCUGUGAGCAUGUGUCAGGGCUAAAAAACAACAGCAAAACAAAACAAAACUUCUUUAAGAAAGAAAAACGCACUGACAAACCCCGAGGCAGCAUGGGGGCCAAGCAGAGCAGCCCGGUGUUUGAUGGCAGAUCUCGAGCCUAUUCCAGCUCCGAUCUUCCAUCUGGAAAUUCCAGCAGAGGAGAAAGGUUUGCGGGGUUCAGGUACACCAAUGGACCCGAUGGCCCACGAAUCCGGUUCACGAACGGAGGGCCAACAAGUUCUGGGCUCAACAUACCGGCCGGCGGCAAUCAGAGCCUCGACGGCACAGAUGGUGACGAUGAGGGCCAGCUUCCCCCCGAGGGACACAGGCUGCUUUUAGGGUCUCUGCCGGCCGAGCUGUCCUCUCGUCUGCUGGGAGGCUUCCACUGUCCUGUUUGCUCCAAGUUCAUGGCAUCGGAUGAAAUCGAGAAGCACUUGCUCGUGUGUUUCAGCAAGACGCGCCUCACCUACAACAAGGACAUCCUGUCCAGAGACUCUGGGGAAUGUGCCAUCUGUUUAGAAGAGCUGGAGCAAGGAGACACCAUUGCCAGGCUGCCUUGCCUCUGUAUCUACCAUAAAGGGUGCAUAGACGCGUGGUUUGACGUGAAUCGCUCCUGUCCGGAACAUCCCGGCGACUAGGAGCUGCAAAAGUCCGGUAUCAGUCUACAGUGUCGCUGUGAUCGACUGUCUGCCCUGACCUCAUCCCAACACUGUCUUUUCUAGUCGAGCAUCAGUGCUCCUCAGGGAUUAUAAGACAUUAUUGUAUGCAGAUUUUUUUCAUAUUGCCUCACUGAGCAGAAAUGGACUUUGGAUAUGGUUCCUUAAGUGUGUUCAAGGAACCGCGCUGGUGGAGUCAUUUCAAAAUAUGUGAUAUUCCUCGCGUCACCUACUGGCCUAAAGUGGGUUCAUGCAAUUUAGAAUCUGAGCUGAAACGUUUUGUUGAACUGGGCGUGGUUUUAUAGGAGAGGACCUCAAUGCCAAACACGGUGAAGACUCGCGUCUCCUUUCAGCAGGGACUGAGGCCAACAGACUGUUCAGAGACAUGAUGAGAAGGCUGAUGUUGUGCAAUAUGAAAGACAGCCAUGGGGAAUGGAAAAAAAAAAAUGUUUUUUCAGCUUUAAGGGAUGAUUGCAGUGUUGGUGUAAGGAAGUAGAUCUCAAUCCUCUUGCAAAAUUGGCUAUCAAUAUUGUUUGUUAAACAAUCAUGUGUCAUAGACCAGGUAGUCUAACGUGAAAUAGACAAUUAUCACUUGGCCGUUUAGAACCACUUUAAUGUGAUUGUGUAGUUUAGUGGUGGUUUAAAGAUGGGUUGUAACAUAUCUAAUGGUGAUUCAUUCUGUCUCUCUCUUUCUGAGGAGUGCCAUAAUAUGCUGCUAAGUAAUAGACUGGAAAGUUUUUCUAUAACCUUUGAACCUUUGUGGUCAUUGUUCAUUCUGUUUGUACUGUGAUGAGUUGCACAACAAUAAAUGUUUUGUCUUUGUGUCUUUUUCCUGCA
Messenger RNA from Archocentrus centrarchus (flier cichlid), 1828 nucleotides. RefSeq names its product E3 ubiquitin-protein ligase znrf2-like. The coding region runs from base 407 to 973 and encodes 188 amino acids. NCBI's taxonomy places the organism in Eukaryota, Metazoa, Chordata, Actinopteri, Cichliformes, Cichlidae. Gene Ontology annotation, molecular function: ubiquitin protein ligase activity. The record is from RefSeq and is a predicted model, not a curated record. Gene Ontology annotation, cellular component: membrane; cytoplasm; intracellular membrane-bounded organelle. Gene Ontology annotation, biological process: protein K48-linked ubiquitination; proteasome-mediated ubiquitin-dependent protein catabolic process. The transcript has 4 exons.